GCGGAGCCUGCGGGCCCAGCCGGCCGCUGCCUUGUCCAGGCCAUGGAUCCUGAGGUAUCCCUGCUGCUUCAGUGCCCUCCUGGGGGGCUGCCCCAGGACCAUGUAGGAGUGGAGCUGAGCCCAGCCCAUGACCGUCGCCCACUACCAGGAGGGGACAAGACCAUCGCUGCCAUCUGGGAAGCCCGGCUACAGGCCCAACCCUGGCUCUUCAAUGCCCCCAAGUUCCGCCUGCAUUCAGCUACACUGGCAUCCACUGACUCUCCUGGUCCACAGCUGCUUCUGCGCCUGGGCCUUACUUCCUACCAAGAUUUCCUGGGCACCAAUUGGGCCAGCUCAGCCUCCUGGCUGCAACAGCAGGGAGCCAUGGAUUGGGGUGACAAGCAAGCCUAUCUGGCAGACCCACUGGGGGUGGGUGCCGCACUAAUCACAGCUGAUGACUUCCUUGUCUUCCUGCGGCGCUCUUGGCAGGUGGCCGAGGCCCCUGGGAUGGUGGAUGUCCCUGGUGGGCACCCUGAGCCUCAGGCUCUGUGCCCUGGUGACAGCCCCCAGCACAAGGACCUUCCGGGGGAACUGGUGGUACGUGAGCUCUUCUCCAGUGUCCUACAAGAGAUCUGUGAUGAGGUGAAUCUGCCGCUGCUCACCCUGAGCCAACCCCUGCUGUUGGGCAUUGCCCGAAAUGAGACCAGCGCCGGCCGUGCCAGUGCCGAGUUCUAUGUCCAGUGCAGCCUGACUUCUGAGGAAGUGAGGAACUACUAUCUGAGUGGGGGACCUGAGGCCCASGAGUCUACAGGAAUCAUCUUUGUGGAGACACAGAGAGUGCAGAGAUUGCAGGAGACGGAGAUGUGGGCUGAGCUCUGCCCCUCAGCCAAAGGCGCCAUCCUCCUCUACAACCGAGUUCGGGGAAGUCCCACCUGAGUCAAUGUAGAGUCCCAGCCCUGGGGGACUGUCAUCACAGCUCUGAAGACAAUAAAGAACUUUAUUCUUGGA
Molecule: messenger RNA, 987 nt
Organism: Urocitellus parryii (Arctic ground squirrel)
Lineage: Eukaryota; Metazoa; Chordata; Mammalia; Rodentia; Sciuridae
Gene: Nudt22
Product: nudix hydrolase 22
Molecular function (GO): GDP-mannose hydrolase activity
Source: RefSeq, a predicted model, not a curated record